Bufo gargarizans (Asiatic toad) is the source of this 432-nucleotide messenger RNA. It is a transcript of the gene DNAJB11, whose product is annotated as DnaJ heat shock protein family (Hsp40) member B11. Bases 100 to 432 code for a protein of 110 amino acids. Lineage: Eukaryota; Metazoa; Chordata; Amphibia; Anura; Bufonidae. The record is from RefSeq and is a predicted model, not a curated record. The transcript is spliced from 3 exons. Gene Ontology annotation, molecular function: misfolded protein binding. Gene Ontology annotation, cellular component: endoplasmic reticulum. Gene Ontology annotation, biological process: protein maturation.
UGGUUCAGUGCAAGGUGAAUAGGAAACUGGUUCUCUGGAGAGGGGCGCUUAUGUUCUAACAGCGGAGGUGACAACCAGAGUCGUGUCCGUACAGGAGUCAUGAAGCUCGGCCCUUUAUCGUGGAGCAGCGUGUGCCUGCUGCUUGUCUAUGUGCUGGGAGUGGUAGCUGCCGGACGCGACUUUUAUAAAAUCCUGGGGGUUUCACGUGGCGCUUCUGUAAAGGAUAUAAAAAAGGCUUAUAGAAAACUAGCAUUACAGUUGCAUCCGGACCGAAAUCCAGAUGAUCCACAAGCACAAGAAAAGUUCCAAGAUUUAGGUGCUGCCUAUGAGGUACUUUCUGAUGAAGAAAAAAGAAAACAGUACGAUGCAUAUGGUGAAGAAGGCCUUAAAGAUGGCCAUCAAAGUUCCCAUGGUGACAUAUUCUCACAGUAA